ACCGGAAAGAAACAAAGGAAAAACGAAGAGGAUGGGCAGGGAAAUCCGGGUCGCUACGCGGAAAUUCGGAGUUUUUAUUAUAAUCGAUCGCCAUCCUUAAUUGCAUUACCCGAAGAUUCAAACUUCGCAUGUUCCUUUCCGCGCAAGAGAUAGACCGAGUCCCAUCUCUCUCUCUCUCUCUCUCUCUCUCUCCUCCUUCAUUCACGUAUCAUUCAAAGGUCGGAGCAUUGAUGAUGAUGAUGAUGAUGAGGGCGACGGGUGGGAGUCCUCCGGUGAAUAAAAAGGAGAUAAAUUUGCGGUUUUGAUGCCUUGAUUUUUGUUGGGUUCGCGACAAUCUUUCCGCUCUCUGCAAUUCUCCCGUUCCAGUUCAUUGCGGAACCCGGAAAGGCUGUUGCUUUUUUGGCUCGGGGGUGGCUUUCGCUGGAUAUUCUUGCCAUCAUCUCUCCCUCUCUCCCUCUCUCCCUCGCUUCGGCCCCUCGAGGUUUUUCUUUCCGCAGCGAAAAAGAGAAAAGAGAAAAAAGUCGAUUCCUUUUCGAUUCCUUUCGGUUUGCGCCUUUGUCUUCUUCAUACGAACGCCAUUAAAUAACGAACCGCCCAACGUUUCCCGCAGAAAACCUGGGUUUCAGUUGAGACAGCGGGAUUUUUCUCGUGCCUCUCGGAAACCCUUUUUCGUCCUCCGCGUUUCCUCUCCGCGACUGGCGUGAAUUUCGGGCCCUCCCGUGUUUUGGGUUUUGAUUUAACGUGAAGGCUCUGGCAUCGAAUCGUCACGACUGUAGAAACAGGGGGUGGGCUUGUUUUCUUCGGUUUUGAUCGAAAGGAGGACGCUUGAGUUUUCUUUAAGGUUAGUGAAAAAGCAGAGAGAGAGAGAGAGAGAGAGAGAGAGAAGAACAAACACUUCCUUGUAACGGUUGCGUUUCGCAAUUCCUUGGAUCGUUGUUUCGGUUUUUUUUCUCUUCCUUCGUUUUUUCCAUUUUUUUCUUUUCCGUCGUCGAAUUGCCAACGAAGAAGAGAAGAAUCUUAGUGUCCUAAAGAAUAGCUGUCCAAAAGAGUCAAAAAAUAGUAUUCACUCAUCGAACCCAUCUUUUUGGUCCGAUCGUUCUGUGAUCUUAGAGAGGGGAAAAUUUAGUACUCCGACAAUCUCUCUCCCCUUCCCAACCUCGCCCUCUGUUUUUCCUCUGUUUUUCCUCUGUUUCUCUCCUCCAUUUUCAGGGUUGGGAGAGAGAAGUUGAAUUCAGGAAAAACCUCUCUCUCUCUCUCUCUGUGUCUCUGUCCGUGGAAUCAUGUUCGUUGACCAGGACUCAAUGCAAUCAAAUCUGGAUUGCUUCCUCCGAUGCAUAACGCCGGUCGUGCAAUCCCAAUCCCUGCCCAAGACUGAUAUUAGGAACCUUAAUCGUUUGUGGCACCCCUGGGAGAGGGAAAAGGUUGAGUAUUUCACGCUGGGCGAUCUCUGGCGUUGUUACGAUGAAUGGAGCGCCUACGGGGCUGGCGUUCCGAUCGUCAUGAGCGGCGGAGAGACCUUAGUUCAGUACUAUGUGCCCUAUCUCUCGGCAAUUCAGAUCUUCACCAGCAGUUCCUACCUGAACAGGGAGGAGGCUGAUUCUGGGGAUUGUGAGACGAGGGACUCGUUCAGCGACUCCUGCAGCGAUGAGAGUGAGAGCGAGAAACUAUCGAGGAUGGACGGAUGUUCGUCUGAAGACAGUGGGUUCGAGCAAGAUACUCUGUGGCCUCUGAAUGACAGAUUGGGCUACCUCUAUUUCCAGUACUUUGAAAGAUCAGCUCCUUAUGCCAGAGUCCCUUUGAUGGAUAAGAUAAAUGAACUGGCCAAAAAGCAUCCUGGUUUGAUGUCUUUGAGGAGUGUAGAUCUUUCUCCAGCUAGCUGGAUGUCAGUGGCUUGGUACCCAAUAUAUCAUAUUCCCAUGGGGAGGACCAUAAGGGACUUGUCCACUUGCUUCCUCACAUACCACACCCUUUCCUCUUCAUUCCAAGAUAUGGACAUCGAGGACGACGUCGAGUGUGCUCAGAGGAAGCGGAAGGAAGGGGAAGGCAUCGGCCUCCCUCCAUUUGGGCUGGCCACUUACAAGAUGCAGGGCAACGUGUGGGUCUCGGGCAAGAGUGGCCGGGACCAGGAGAGGCUGAUGUCGCUGUUGAGCGUGGCAGAUUCGUGGCUAAAGCAGCUCAGGGUCCAGCACCAUGACUUCGACUACUUCAUGGGGAUUCGGCAUGGCUAAAGUGCCAACUUGCGCGAAAAAGCGAAAAAGUGCGCCGGAGAGAUGUAGAAAUGACCAAGUAAGAGGCAGAGAUGAAACAGAAGGCCCCUUUUGGGGGAUCCGACAAUGUUAGGUUAACCGCGAUCUCAUGACGAGGCAUGUUCUAGGAGUCUACGUGAGAUAUGAACGUGAUGUUUGUCGAGUUUGAGGGUUGUGUUUGGUUUUCCGUUUCUAACCACCGUGUAGUGCCCAAGUAGUUUGUAGGCUUUCAAUUCCUGCAAUGUAGAGGGGGUUUGUAUCUGAGAAUUAGGAAGAAAGUAGAGAAAAAAGAAGAAAAGAAGAAGGCUUGGGGUGUUUUGUUUUGUGAGUUCUGUAGCUCUCGUGCGCUGUUGUGAUGGAUCUUGACUGGCUCUCAGAGGAUCAUGACCGUAGAUAGUUUGUCGCUUUAUGGCAUUCAUUGUAAAGAUCGAAAGUGGGGAAACGAUGAAAGUUGGAGCAUGGUUUCGCGAAUUAUUCGGUCUCCUUUGCAACUC
This is a messenger RNA of Eucalyptus grandis, 2740 nucleotides long. RefSeq lists its product as uncharacterized. The transcript has 6 exons. Lineage: Eukaryota; Viridiplantae; Streptophyta; Magnoliopsida; Myrtales; Myrtaceae. The record is from RefSeq and is a predicted model, not a curated record. The coding region runs from base 1281 to 2228 and encodes 315 amino acids.